Molecule: messenger RNA, 7278 nt
Organism: Anopheles coustani
Lineage: Eukaryota; Metazoa; Arthropoda; Insecta; Diptera; Culicidae
Gene: Mcr
Product: CD109 antigen
Exons: 8
Coding region: 1-5469 (1822 amino acids)
Cellular component (GO): extracellular region
Molecular function (GO): endopeptidase inhibitor activity; protein binding
Source: RefSeq, a predicted model, not a curated record
AUGAAAGGCACACGGCAUCCGACCGCCCGGUCGGGUGCGAGGACACUCCUCUGCUGUCUAGUGCUUUCCCAAAGCCUUCUUCUAACCCUCGCCCAACAGUUACAACCACAGUCGAACGAUGUCAACCGCUACAACCCUCAGGAUCCGUUCGGCAGCAGCCGGCAACAGUACAACCCUCAGCAGUACGAUCCGAACUCGCGAACCAACCAAGGCCUAGGAUCGCCAACAUCCGGCUCGAACAAUCCACGCGAUUACUACGGCAACAAUCAGGACACGAACAGCAUCGACGGGAACCGGGUGGGGUUGGAUGGAAACCGUAACGUCGUGUUCCAGACGACCACUCCGCGGACGUACUUCAACCGCCAGACGUCACCCCGGUCGCGUGGCGGAAGUUCGUUCAACAACCCGUUCGUGAGCGACUUCGCCGCGGGGAAUCAGUUCUCGCGAGGCAUCACCUACUUCAUCGUCGCCUCGAAGAUGGUACGACCGGGACAGGUGUACAAGGUGUCGGUAUCGGUGCUCGAGUCGCACCUGGCACUGAGCGUACGGGCCAGUAUUUCCCGGGACGGGGUCGAGCUGAGCAGCGAAACGAAGCCGAUCACGGUCGGUGUGCCGGAAACGCUGCUGAUGCGCGUCCCACCGACGAGCGUCGUCGGCGAGUACAAGCUGCGCAUCGAAGGAUCGUACGAUAAGAACUUUGGCGGGUACGUGUUCGCGAACGAGACGAAGCUCAUCUUCUCCCAGCGCUCGAUGACCAUCUUCGUGCAGACGGACAAACCGGUGUACAUGCAGGGUGAGCUGGUGCGCUUCCGGGCGAUCCCGAUCACGACCGAGCUGAAGGGUUUCGACCGCGAGAUGGACGUGUACAUGCUCGAUCCGGCUGGCCACAUCAUGCGCCGGUGGUUGUCGCGCCAGUCGAACCAGGGCUCAGUUAGCUUGCAGUAUCAGCUGGCCGAUCAGCCCGUGUUCGGCGCGUGGAAGAUUCGCAUCGAGGCGCAGGGUCAGAUCGAGGAGACGCAGUUCCAGGUGGAGGAGUACUAUCAGACGCGCUUCGAGGUGAACGUCACCAUGCCGGCGUUCUUCUUCACCACCGAGGAGUUCAUCCACGGGCGCAUUAUGGCCAACUUUACCAACGGCACGCCGGUGAAGGGCAAUCUUACGCUGAAGGCGACGAUCCGCCCGGUCGGUUUCUUCAACCCGGAAGCGAUCAACCAGAUGAACCGCGUAGGAAAUCUCGGUCGGCUGAACAAUAACAACCAGGAGAACAUACCAUACUAUCUGCUCAAGUCCAACCCGGAGCUGUACGGCAACAACAACCCGCAGAACAGUUUCACCAGUCAGAUCGGUCGCGAACAGGCCGGCUACGAUGGCACGCAGGACACCAGAGGCGGUAACUACGACGGACGGUUCACAUCGAACAGCUACCAGGACUCGUACGUCGUCGAGCGGCACCUGGACUUUAACGAGGAGUGGCCCUUCUGGAUCAAGAAACCGAUCGACACGGCGGAACAGUGGGAUUCGUGGACCAACACGUACCGGGAGGAACUACCAUACCUGCGGUUCUUCAACGGCACGUAUCACUUCCGCUUCCCGAUGCGCGAGCUGGCCCGGCUGGUGCCAAAUCUGUCCGGCAUGGAGAUCUUGUUUACGGCACGCGUUGGCGAGCGGUAUUACAACGAAAUCGUCGAGGGGUACGCCAUGACGCGCGUCUACAAUUCAUCCAUUCGAAUCGCUUUCCUUGGAGAUUCACCACAGGUCUUCAAACCAUCGAUGCCGUUCAGCGUGUUCUUGAUCGCCGAAUACCACGAUGGAUCACCAAUCCCACUGGACGAGUUCAACGCUGGCCGGAUGGAGGUGUCGGGCACCAUCGAAAGCCGUGCGUCCGGUGGCCGCAGCACACUGGAACCGCGCAUUCUCACGAUGUCACAGAAUCCGGGCGUGUGGGAAAUGAAAAUCGACAUCCGCAACGAUCUGCGGCUCGAGAACACGAAGCAAACGAACGAAUUUCUCAACGAAAUACAAUCGAUGCGGCUUACGGCCAACUUUAUCGCCCCACUAGACGAGCGGUCCUCGUACGAGCGAGGGGCCACACCGGAGCGGGCUUCAACGGAGCUGCUCCUACUGUCGCACUUUAGCCCAAACAACCAUAAUAUCAAGGUAUACACGAGCACCACCGAUGCGAAGGUCGGCGAAUACAUUACGCUGCACGUGCAGAGCAACUUCUACGUGAAGGACUUCCACUAUCUCGUCAUGUCGAAGGGCAUAAUUCUGAUAACGGGCCACGAGAACGUGGAGGGUGGCGGUGUGAAGACGAUGUCGAUUACGCUGAGCGCCGAAAUGGCACCGGCGGCCACGAUCGUCGUGUGGCACAUCGGGCGCUACGGGAAACUCCUGUCGGACAGUCUCACCUUCCCGGUGAACGGUAUUUCGCGGAACAAUUUCACCGUGUUCAUCAACAACCGAAAGGCGCGCACCGGGGAGAAGGUGGAGGUGGCCAUCUACGGUGAACCGGGCUCGUACGUGGGACUUUCCGCGAUCGAUAACGCGUUCUACACGAUGCAGGCUGGCAACGAGCUGACGUACGCGAACGUCAUCACGAAGAUGCUUUCGUUCGACGAGCACACGAACGGGACGUUCAAGAAAACGUGGGUUUCACACAAUGGCGAUCCGGAUGAGCUCGUGUACUAUCCGGCCUCAACGUUCGGAAUCGACGCGAACAGGACGUUUGAGUAUGCUGGGUUGGUGGUGUUUACGGAUGGCGUGGUUCCGAUGCGUCCAACCCUGUGCGAUCAGUCGUUAAACUACAGCGAGUGCUUGAACGGACGCUGCUACCGAAUGGACAAACGGUGCGAUGGGUAUAUGGAUUGCGAGGACGGUACGGAUGAGGCCGGCUGUGACGCGCGUAACGAAACGCUGCUGAUCGAGUUCCGCAAGUAUCGCUUCAACCGCAUCCUGCGUCACUAUCAGAACGUGUGGCUUUGGAAGGAUGUCAACAUUGGGCCACACGGUCGGUUCAUCUUCAACCUGGAGGUACCUCAGGUGCCGGCACUCUGGUCGGUGUCCGCGUUCGGUAUCAGUGGGACGCGCGGGUACGGGAUGAUCCGCCGCCCGCUCGAGUACGUCGGAGUGCAGCCGUUCUUCAUCAACGUCGAAAUGCCAACGGUGUGUCAUCAGGGCGAGCAGGUCGGCAUUCGUGUGGCCGUAUUCAAUUACCAGACGGUGGACAUUGAAGCGACUGUGGUACUGCACAGCUCGCCGGACUAUCAGUUCGUGCACGUCGAAGAGGAUGGCAUCGUGCGAUCGUACAAUCCGCGCACCUCCUACGGUGAGCAUCAGUUCUACAUCUACCUGAACGCACAAGACUCCACGAACGUGUACCUACCGAUCGUACCGUCCCGGCUCGGCGAGAUCGAGGUCACGAUCCACGCCUCAACGUUGCUCGGUGCGCAUCAGAUCAGCCGUAAGAUUCUGGUCGAAGCGGACGGGCUCGUGCAGCACCGGCAUCACUCGAUUCUGCUCGAUCUGCGCACUCGGCCACUGCUGGUGCAGUACAUGCACGUGAACGUCACCGAAACACCAAUCAUUCCGUACGAAAUCGAUCGCUACUACGUGUUCGGCUCGAAUCGGGCCCGCAUCUCCGUCGUCGGUGACUCGGUGGGAACCAUCUUCCCGACGAUGCCCGUCAACGCUAGCUCGCUGCUGACACUGCCGAUGGAUUCGGCCGAGCAGAACAUGUUCAGCUUUGCGGCCAACUUCUACACCAUCAAGUACAUGCGUGCCAGUACGCUGCGGGACAAGCGGGUCGAGCGGCAGGCGUUCCACUUCAUGAACAUUCUCUACCAGCGCCAGCUGAGCUAUCUCACCGAGAGCGGCGCGUUCUCGCUGUUCCGCUCGGACUGGAACCAGUCGGCACCGUCCGUCUGGCUGACGGCGUACUGUGCGCAGGUGUUCGGCGAGGUGGCCGGCCUGUACGAGUACGAAAACUUUAUCUUCAUCGAUCCGUACAUGAUACAGAAGAACAUGGCCUGGUUGCUGCGCCACCAGAAGGACGAUGGUUCGUUCUGGGAAGUCACCUGGCUGCCCGAUCGGAAGGCAAACAGUUCCGGGUUCUUCUCGCGUAACGAGGCGGUGCGGGAGAAAAAUAUCACACUGACUGCGCACGUCCUUCUAACGCUGACCACCGUUAAUCUUCCGGCGGGGAGAUUGGCAUCACGGGUUGCACUGGCGCAGCAAAGGGCAUUACAGUACUUGCAGCGUAAUCUAGCGACGAUAAAGGAAGCGGGUUCACCAUACGAGAUUUCGAUCGUCGCGUACGCCCUCAUGAUAGCGAAGGCUCCGAAAGCGGAGGCAGCUUUCACAAUGCUGGCGGAAAAAAUGCGGACAAUCGGUGAAUUUAACUACUGGGGUAACGAUGAGGUGCCAUUGCCACCGACAAAGCUGGAAAAUCAGCGUUACUUUUCACUGCCCCGGUUGCCUUACAAAUAUGACUCGCUGAACAUACAGACCACGGCCUAUGCGCUCCUUACGUACGUCUCUCGCCAGGAGAUUCAAGUCGAUCCGAUCGUGGCGUGGUUGAACGCACAGCGUCUUACCGACGGCGGUUGGGCUUCCAGUCAGGACACGGGGCUAGCGAUGAAGGCCCUUACCGAGUACAGUACGCGCAAUCGUGUGGCAAACGUUACGGAGCUAGCGAUCGAAGUGGAGGCCACCUCACUGCCCGGGGAAACUCGAAAACUUCACAUCACACGCAAAACCAUCGGCCAAGGACAGUACUUGGAGGUGCCCAACGCUUGGGGUACAGUGCGAGUGCUCGCCACGGGAACGGGUUACGCCAUCCUGCAGAUGCACGUCGAGUACUCGGUGGACACGUACAAGUUCCAGACGGAACCGCCGGUUCCAGCGUUCGAGCUUACCACCAGCACUCUGUUCCACGGAAGGAAUCAGUCUCACAUUAGCUACGUCAUUUGUCAGAGAUGGAUCUACACGGAAGAAUCAAUCCGUUCCGGCAUGGCAGUGCUGGAUGUGGCCGUACCGACUGGGUACAUGAUCCAGCAGCAGAAACUGGACUCGUACAUUCUUAGUCAGCGUGUCCGUAAUCUUCAGCGGGCUCGGUUCCAGGAGCGUAAAGUGCUCUUCUACUUUGACUAUUUGGACGACGAAUUCGUGUGCGUAAACUUUACGCUCGAAAGGUGGAUGCCGGUUGCCAAUAUGUCCCGCUACUUGCCAAUACGGGUCUACGAUUACUAUGCACCAGAACGAUUCAAUGAGACGAUCUUCGAUUCGCUCCAAACGUAUCUGCUAAACAUCUGUGAAGUGUGCGGCAGCUCCCAGUGUCCGUACUGUUCGAUCUACAAUCUGGCCGUGCGGGCACCGGUUUCGGCCGUGCUGAUGCUGCUCGCAGGGCUCGCGGUCAUCGCACGCCACUACCGAAUAGUGAACCCGAACAGUUGGAUCUUCUGGAACGACUAAUAAUGACACGGGGAAUCACAAAAAAGAACGACAAUCGUGAGCAAAUUCAAGCGACGGACGGCGAGGAGAAGUGGUUAAAGAUUACCGUUUAAACAGCUUACAUCGUUAGUUUAUUAUUUUUUAUUAUUACUAUUUACACACCGAAUGGGGAAAUAAUGUGUAAAAGAUUUGUGGCCGCAUAAGCAAUCAUCACAGGGCAUAUAAAAAAACUACACGAAAAGGAAAUGCCCAUGUAAAUAUGACUUCUUCAGCGCAACAGUGGCGCUUUACGUGAAGAAUCUCUGAGUUUCCACGAGCGAAAGGAAUUCGAAAGGAUUUUGAUUGUGUCCAUUUCAUCCUUCAUUUUUCGCGUUUAAGAUACUGGAAACCCUAGCAUUAAUAAGCCAUCCGUUUAGUGAAGAAUUAGAAGAAGUUCAAGAAACGUAACGGAGAUCGUUUUUUUUUUUUAAUGAAAAAAGUGUAAAGAAGAAAUCGUUUCUUUUUUUUUUGUCAAUCACGAAAACAUGUAGAACGCUUUUCCAUCUGAUGCAGAAGAAAUAAGCAAUUUACAAAGACUAGAACGUAAGCUAAAGCAGGCAAGAUCGAAACACCCGAAAAAGGUGGUUCACAAUGUUUGGCUUUCCGACGCCACGUGUUCAGUGUCGCUUUUGCGUUUAGAUUUUACUUUCGUGCUAUCGUUGACAUAUGAAUUUUUUUUAAACUAAAAUCAAUCCGCCCAUUUUUUUCAUAUCUUCAGCAUCUCUCGUCCUUAUUUUUACUAUUAAAAGUUAUCUUGUAAAUGUCUAAGUUCGCAACUUAAGAGAGAAAAUGAAAGAGUUUAUAUGUGCAUCUCGAAGCAAAGCAAGGCCGUCCAUUAUGAUUCUGGUCAAGUUAAUCAUUUCGCGCUCUUUAAUUUACUUACGUUUUUAUAUCUUUUUUUUUAAAGAAAUUUUACUUUUUAUGCACGUAAUAAUAUGUAGUGUUUUUUACAAUCGGCAGCAGGAGGAUAAAGUUGAGGUUAAGCCCAAAACAAGAAAAGCUCCUUUUUGAUAGACUUUUGGUGGAGGGAUAACCUCGAAAUAAAAGCCGGGUGCCGAAGCAUUCGAACGAUUACUCGAACGGAACGACGAACGGUACAAAUUUGUUAAGGUGCCUUAGCGUGUGUUUGUCGUAUGGGAGAAAAAAAAAACAACAUGACGAAACCUCAAACCUCCACAAAACUCGGGAAACACCAGAUGAUAGCACCAGAGAGCAGUAAAGAGCAAGCAUUAUUAAUCCAAUCCGUGACGAGGAUUUUUCACGGAAGAGGUAGUUUUUCCUCUUGGUCACCUUUAGUAGAAACGAUUACGAUAUACAUAUUUCCUUGCCACAAUUUAUUAACCGACGACCAUGUGUUACGGAAGAAAAAGCGUGUAUUAUAAAGCCAUAUUUGGUUGGAAUUCGUAGUUCUUUUCCUGUUUUGUUUCGUGCAUAUCAGCAAUCAGCGUAAGAGUAUUGAAACAGUCUGUAGUAUUACGAACGAAACACGAGGCCCGUGGAUUCGUUGAAAAGAUUUAGAAGUACACGAUGUGGAUUGAGGAAUGUAUCUUUCCCUGAUAACAAGUCUAAUCGUGCAAACGUAGAUGGAAUGGUAAAGCAAUGAAAUAUUCUUAGGUCCAUCUUUCAAUAAAGAAAAUUUUCAUCACAAAACCGAGUUCAAACGGGGUGUUUCUUUUGUUUCAAGACAAGCCUCAUCAUGUUUAGAACAAAAAAUAAGUAGAAUUAAAACCAGUUGGUACCAUGAAAAAGAAAAAUAAAAAACCAAUCUUUCUUAGGUAAACCAAAGUUCUU